AUGCAGCGUGCUCUACUGAUUAGCUCACGUACAAUGGCUUCAUUAAGCCAAGUACGAAUGGUUGGAGAACGUGGUUCUGGUGCUGGAAAAGGAGGCGGUGGUGGCGGUAGUAUUCGUGAAGCUGGUGGUUCCUUUGGUAAAAUGGAAGCUGCUAAUGAAGAUCAAUAUUUUUACAACCAGUCGAAAGAUCAAUUGGCUAAAUUACGCGACGAGUUACAUGAUGAAAUCUCAUUCCAUGAGGAACAAAUAAAACGUCAUCAAGAAGCCAUCACUCGCCAUAAGUCACGAAUCCAGACCAUGGACAAAAAGUAA
This is a messenger RNA of Cotesia congregata, 312 nucleotides long. Lineage: Eukaryota; Metazoa; Arthropoda; Insecta; Hymenoptera; Braconidae. The record is from the annotation of a GenBank genome assembly.